AUGAUGGCAAACCUGCCCUCUGUCUUUGAUGCAAGUGAAAAGAAUCACAUAAAUAUGAGUGAACAAUUUUAUUUCAAAAAUCAAACUGGGCUAAAAGAGAUACAUUAUUUCGUCCGUAAGUUUGAAUUCAAUGAUUCUGUCAUAAUACGCAUGAAGCAUUACAAUUAUACUAUUACUAAAGGUUAUGAAGAGAUGUGCAUGAUGGAGUUCGCAUUUCUGGAUUCGAUCGGUUCUCAAGCAAUUCAGCUUGAAGUUUUACCUGUCCUUGGUCGAUUUUCAUUGAUAUGCAAUGAAGACAUAUAUCGCAGCGUUAGAUAUCCACGAAUUGAUCCUGAGUACUAUUACGAAUUUGUGAUAAUAUUCUCAAAUAUUGACAUAUUGGUAUUUCAUAAUGAAGUACAUAUUAUUAAUAUGAAAAAUUGUUCCAAUCGGAUUACCGAUAUUAACAGGUUCAAACACUCAUCAUAUGACGUAUUAAAAUUUGAAGCAGUGGUGGAAAUCCAAACCACAACAUCGCGAAUCCCAGGCAAUUGGCAUAUUGUAAAACCGAUUUCAUUAAACCAGAAAAUCAUUCUGGACUAUUUUCCGGGAACCAAGAACAUAAUUACAAUCGUAGUAGGCGAUAGAAACGGAAUACCAGCAAUUACUGUAACCAUAGACUACAUAAAAGGGAUACUUUAUACAAAACGCGAUAUAGUAGACGAUGAAAACAUACAAUGCAUCAAUUUUAGAAAUAGUCAACAAUUUAAACAACCUAUGUUGGGUAGAAUUGAGAUUGGCGUGUUCACAUAUCGAUUUAAGGUUGAUAUGAAAGUAGAAAAAAGUGGAUUGAAGAGUCACAUGGAAGGAUGUAUGAUUUAUGGUCAUCAUUUAUGUCCUUACGACAUCGAGCAAACUAUUAUUGAUGCAAAAAGUGAUGCAGUAUUUUUCGCUCAUUACAUAGAAACAGCAUGA
Molecule: messenger RNA, 954 nt
Organism: Cercopithifilaria johnstoni
Lineage: Eukaryota; Metazoa; Nematoda; Chromadorea; Rhabditida; Onchocercidae
Source: the annotation of a GenBank genome assembly